Molecule: messenger RNA, 578 nt
Organism: Nannospalax galili (Upper Galilee mountains blind mole rat)
Lineage: Eukaryota; Metazoa; Chordata; Mammalia; Rodentia; Spalacidae
Gene: Ndufa12
Product: NADH:ubiquinone oxidoreductase subunit A12
Exons: 4
Coding region: 42-479 (145 amino acids)
Biological process (GO): response to oxidative stress; mitochondrial respiratory chain complex I assembly
Cellular component (GO): membrane
Source: RefSeq, a predicted model, not a curated record
UUUUGAACAGCGCACCGGGCAGGCGGGGCCUGCAGGAGAAAAUGGAGUUGGUGCAGGUCUUGGGGCGCGGGCUGAAGCAGGUCACCGGCCACGGCGGACUGGGUGGCUUGUUACGGGUUUUCUUCAGGUCAAAUGACAUAAAGGUUGGUACAUUAGUGGGGGAAGACAAAUAUGGAAACAAAUACUAUGAAGACAACAAGCAAUUUUUUGGCCGUCACCGAUGGGUUAUAUACACCACUGAAAUGAAUGGCAAAAACACAUUCUGGGAUGUGGAUGGAAGCAUGGUACCUCCUGAAUGGCAUCGUUGGCUUCACUGCAUGACUGAUGACCCUCCGACAACAAAACCACCGACUGCUCGUAAAUUCAUCUGGGCAAACCAUAAAUUCAACGUGAGUGGCACUCCGGAACAGUAUGUACCUUAUUCCACCACUAGAAAGAAGAUUCAAGAAUGGGUCCCACCUUCAACACCUUAUAAAUAAAGACAGUGAAAACCAGUUUCAACAUAUAAAGUCUAGGACUUUGCAUGGAACUGCACUUCUAUUGCUGACCAUGAACUUGAUUAAAAUUGUUUGACCAAG